Hevea brasiliensis (rubber tree) is the source of this 1496-nucleotide messenger RNA. RefSeq names its product thiol protease aleurain. Gene Ontology annotation, cellular component: lysosome. Bases 161 to 1234 code for a protein of 357 amino acids. NCBI's taxonomy places the organism in Eukaryota, Viridiplantae, Streptophyta, Magnoliopsida, Malpighiales, Euphorbiaceae. The record is from RefSeq and is a predicted model, not a curated record. The transcript has 8 exons. Gene Ontology annotation, molecular function: cysteine-type endopeptidase activity. Gene Ontology annotation, biological process: immune response.
UGACAUAUUCUCGGAUCGCAGCAAAAAUUGCCGCAGAUUCUCCGAAAAUUUUCAAUCUCUACAUGCCCCACAAAAAUCCUUCCCUAUAAUUGGAUAUCACUCUCCCCGACCCCUGUACUCCAUAGUCUUGCCCACUGCACUUGGCGAGCUCGGCAGAGGUAUGUCUCGCAUUCGCGUUACCGUCUCUUCUGUACUGCUUCUGCUCUUCUGUGCCGCCGCUGCAGGAUCAACCUUCGAUGACGCUAAUCCUAUCAGACUUGUGUUCGACCGUCUUCGCGACUUCGAAGCUUCCGUAGUAAAAGUCAUCGGCCACACGCACCGCGCUCUUUCCUUCGCUCGUUUUGCUCACAGGUAUGGAAAGAGGUAUGAGACCGAGGAGGAGAUGAAGCUGAGGUUCGCGAUUUUCUCUGAGAAUUUGGAUUUGAUUAGAUCCACCAACAAGAAAGGGUUGCCAUACACUCUUGCCGUUAAUGAUUUUGCUGAUUGGACCUGGCAAGAAUUCCGAAAACACAGAUUAGGAGCUGCUCAGAACUGCUCUGCCACCACAAAGGGCAAUCACAAGCUUACUGAUGCUGUCCUACCAGAAACGAAAGACUGGAGGGAAAAAGGCAUAGUCAGCCCGGUUAAGGAUCAAGGCCAUUGUGGUUCUUGCUGGACUUUCAGCACCACUGGAGCUCUUGAGGCAGCCUAUCACCAGGCUUUUGGAAAGGGAAUCUCUUUGUCUGAGCAGCAGCUUGUGGAUUGUGCUGGUGCUUUUAAUAACUUUGGCUGCAAUGGUGGAUUGCCUUCGCAAGCCUUUGAGUACAUCAAAUACAAUGGUGGUCUUGAAUCUGAGGAAGCAUAUCCCUACACUGGAAAAGAUGGUACUUGCAAAUUCUCAUUGGAAAAUGUUGGUGUCCAGGUGCUCGAUUCUGUCAACAUUACCCUUGGUGCUGAAGAUGAAUUGAAGCAUGCAGUUGCCUUUGUUCGUCCUGUUAGCGUGGCUUUUGAAGUUGUCAGCGGUUUCCGUUUUUACAAGAGUGGAGUUUACACCAGUGAUGUUUGUGGCAAAACUCCGAUGGAUGUGAACCAUGCUGUUCUGGCAGUUGGGUAUGGAGUCGAAGAUGGUGUUCCAUAUUGGCUAAUUAAGAACUCUUGGGGUGAUAAUUGGGGUGAUAAUGGCUAUUUUAAGAUGGAAUUGGGGAAAAAUAUGUGUGGUGUUGCAACUUGCGCAUCAUACCCUGUUGUAGCUUAAUACAACUGUGAAGAAACGGGAGCUACUUGAUGAGUAAUUUGUGGUAAUAAGAUUUGUGUUUCAGUAGCUCAUGAAGUUACGAAUCUGUCUCUGGGGUGAAAAGUCAUUGUGUGAAGAUGAUUGUGUUGGCUUCAUGUAUAAAAUAAGACCCUGGAUGCAAUCUAAUGUACACUAGACAAGAAAGAACUCGUGUAAAUUCCGAAUUUCGAUUGUGUCAUGUGAAGUCCUAUAUCAGUGCAUAAUAGGAAACUCAAUUCUCCAA